AUGUCAUAUGUCCUGACUUUUCCAACUUUGGUUUCAGGUGGAUAUGUUGCUAACAGUCUAGCCAUUAUGACAGAUGCACUUCAUAUGUUAACUGACCUUAGUGGUAUUAUUUUGACCCUGCUCGCUCUCUGGCUGUCUGGAAAAUCUCCCACAAAGAGGUUCACUUUUGGAUUUCAUCGCUUAGAAGUAUUGUCAGCCAUUAUUAGUGUAUUGCUGGUCUACAUCCUUAUGGCAUUCCUCUUGUAUGAAGCUAUUCAAAGAACUAUCCAUAUGGACUAUGAAAUAAAUGGAGAUAUCAUGCUGAUUACAGCAGCCGUUGGUGUUGCAGUUAACUUAAUAAUGGGUUUUUUGCUGAAUCAGUCUGGCCACCUUCACUCCCACUCUCAUGCCCACCCUCACUCUCAUGUACCUCGGUCGAACUCUCCUAACGCAGCCCACAGCAGUAGCCACGGCCACAGCAGCCUUGCUGUGAGAGCGGCGUUUGUGCAUGCCCUUGGGGACCUGGUACAAAGUAUUGGUGUGCUUGUAGCUGCGUACAUCAUACGCUUCAAGCCAGAAUACAAGAUUGCUGAUCCUAUAUGUACAUAUAUAUUCUCCAUACUGGUGGUUUUGACAACAGUACGAAUUCUCCGUGAUACAGGAGUUAUUAUUCUGGAAGGAGUUCCAAGACAUUUAAAUGUGGAUCGCAUUAAGGAAGACUUGAUGAAAAUUGACGAUGUUUAUUCUAUAGAAGAUUUAAAUGUUUGGUCUCUCACUGCAGGAAAAACAACUGCCAUAGUCCACUUGCAACUAGUUCCUGGUAGUUCAUCAAAAUGGGAGGAAGUCCAGUCCAAGGCCCGGCAACUGCUGCUGAACACGUUUGGAAUGUACAAGUGCUCUGUCCAGCUUCAGAGUUACAAACAGGAAAGGAGCAAAACAUGCGCAAGUUGUCAGAGCUCCAGUGCCUAAUUUCAUGUUUUGG
This is a messenger RNA of Apaloderma vittatum (bar-tailed trogon), 961 nucleotides long. It is a transcript of the gene SLC30A4, whose product is annotated as solute carrier family 30 (zinc transporter), member 4. Gene Ontology annotation, cellular component: plasma membrane. The transcript has 6 exons. NCBI's taxonomy places the organism in Eukaryota, Metazoa, Chordata, Aves, Trogoniformes, Trogonidae. Gene Ontology annotation, molecular function: zinc ion transmembrane transporter activity. Gene Ontology annotation, biological process: response to zinc ion; zinc ion transmembrane transport. Bases 1 to 948 code for a protein of 315 amino acids. The record is from RefSeq and is a predicted model, not a curated record.